AUGGCUUCUACCGAAGCUGAACCCCGCAGCGCCAUCGUCAUCGAUGACGAUACAGAUGCAGAGAUGGACACACCUCGGUUCCCGCCGCGAGAGCUAUGGAGAAAGAGACGCCUUGUGAACUAUACUCUCCUGGAGUAUGAGACUCUGUUUGAUGACUCAGUGCUUCUUAAUUUCUCUAUAACAGCAAAUCAAGAAAUUCAUAUCAUAUUUAAAACAGAGUCUGUAAAGAUUAGAGAGCUUUAA
Messenger RNA from Blastomyces gilchristii SLH14081, 243 nucleotides. RefSeq lists its product as uncharacterized. The transcript has 2 exons. NCBI's taxonomy places the organism in Eukaryota, Fungi, Ascomycota, Eurotiomycetes, Onygenales, Ajellomycetaceae. The record is from RefSeq and is a predicted model, not a curated record. The coding region runs from base 1 to 243 and encodes 80 amino acids.